Molecule: messenger RNA, 3956 nt
Organism: Anguilla anguilla (European eel)
Lineage: Eukaryota; Metazoa; Chordata; Actinopteri; Anguilliformes; Anguillidae
Gene: raver1
Product: ribonucleoprotein, PTB-binding 1
Exons: 14
Coding region: 49-2148 (699 amino acids)
Cellular component (GO): cytosol
Molecular function (GO): mRNA binding
Source: RefSeq, a predicted model, not a curated record
ACUGCUCGAGACUGCUCUUCGUGCUGUGAUUGAAACCUGUGCAGCUGAAUGAUGGCAGCCGCGGUGUCCGUUAACGUAGCAGCCAGAGAAGAGAAUUCCAGCGUCGGGCCCAACUUCACCUCUCAUCAGCUAUAUGGCCACUGUGACGCCGCGGCCGAACAUGGGGAGUGGGCUUCAAUGGCAGGCAGUGAGCCCGACGGAGAACCUGGCGACGAAGAGGCAUCCACAGGAGAAGACGGCCAACGGAGGGUCGACGAAGAAUUGUCGGUGCUGAGUCCGAAUGAGAUAGAAAGGCGUUUGGAAAGAACACGCCGGGAGUUUUACAAUCGCCGUAAAAUUAUCAUAAAAAAUCUGCCGGCUGAUAUCAGCAACCAGGAGGUGCAUGAGCUGUUGUCUGGCUAUGACCUGAAGUACUGCUUCGUGGACAAGUACAAAGGAACUGCGUUCGUCACCCUGCUGAACGGCGAGCAGGCGCAGUCCGCCAUCAAAGAGUUCCACCAGCAGGUGCUGCGCGAGCGGGAGAUCUCCGUGCAGCUGCAGCCCACCGACGCCCUGCUGUGCAUCGCCAACCUGCCGCUCACCCUCACCCAGCAGCAGUUCGAGGACCUGGUGCGGCCCUUCGGCAACCUGGAGCGCUGCUUCCUGGUGCACAGCGCCUCCUCUGGCCACUCCAAGGGCUACGGCUUCGUGGAGUACAUGAAGAAGGACUCGGCGGCGCGCGCCAAGUCGGAGCUGCUGGGGAAGCAGCUGGGCUCGCGCAUGCUGUACGUGCACUGGACCGAGGUGGGCUCGCUCACCUACGCCCUGCUGCACUCCCGCUGCCUGUGCGUGGACCGCCUGCCGCCGGGCCUGCUGCACGUCCACCACCUGGGCCACGCCCUCGGCCUCGCCCACACGCCCGUCUUCUGCCAGCUGGCCCAGGGGCAGGAUGGGAGUUUCCGCCCUUUUGCCGUUCUGGAAUUUGCCACAGCGGAGAUGGCGGAGGAGGUCCAGAGGGCGACCGAUGGCCGUGCCGUGGGCGGGACAAACGUUCGGGUGUCUUUCUGCGCCCCAGGACCCCCCGGCAGGAGCAUGCUGGCUGCCCUCAUUGCUGCCCAGACAAUGGCGUUGAACCGGGGGAAGGGGCUCCUUCCAGAACCGAGCGCCCUGCAGAUUCUGUCGAGCCUCAACAACCCGGCCACCAUGAGGAUGCUGCUCAACCCCCUGGCCCAGGGCCGGAAGCACGGGCUCCUGGGGGCUGCUCCUGCGCUGCCGCUGCUGGCUAACCCUGCGCUGUCCGCUGCCUUACUGCAGCUGCUGCUCCAGAACCAGGCCCAGAUGCAGCAGGCGGGGCUUCUAGGUGAAACUCAACUCACGGGUCUGCCUCUUCAGCAGGGAGUGGCCAUGCUGCCAGACAUUCCCCCCGGUGGCGUGGUGCCUGAUGCUCCCGGGCCAAUCAGGCCUCCAGCCAUGGGCCACACCCUCCUCAGGGAGUCUCCCACAGCACCCUGCCCCUUCCCCCCGACGCCCCCGCCCUUGCAAGGCGUUGCCCCGCCCCUCUUGGGCGGCUUGCUGGGCGGGGAGGGGCCGACCGCGCCCGGGGUGUCCAUUUUGAGAGAGCUGCCCAGAGACGGGACCCCGCCCCUCGCAGCACACAGUCUGUUCUCAGGUGGCAGCUGCAGGCCGCAUCCAUACCGGAAGAAGCCUCAGCCAGGCAGUAUGACAAGCCAGCGCCCUGGGCGGAGCCUCCAGUGCCAAGAGCCGCAGUACCUGCCUGUCCACCAGGAUGGGCGGAGCCACUUGUUUGAGGCUCAGGAAGACCUGGACCCCACCCUUCUCGGAGGAUUUGGGCAGCACCUGCACCAGCCCGGUUACGCCUUCGCCCCGAACCCGCUUCCCUCCGCCUACUACAGCUCCUCCACAGCCGCUGCCCCCUCUGCCCAGCUCAACAAGGCUGUUGGAAUGCCCCCCAUGUCUCAGUCGAGCAGUCUAUACUCCUGUGCACCUGGGACUGCUGUCAAGACGCCCGUGGGGGGGCAGAAGCGGUUGUUUUCGCGGCUCAUCCCGUCUCCGGAGCCCAGCCCGGAGGGGGGCUACGUGGGGCAGCACUCGCAGGGCCUGGGGGGACACUACGCCGACUCCUACAUGAAGCGCAAGCGCAUCUUCUGACUGGAGGCCUACGCUCAGGCCCCCUGAGCUCCACCAAUCGGCUGCAGCCGGCCUGCGACGGUCCGGCCGCCUCGGGCUGCGUUCCUGCCCAUGACCCCCGGGGGGCGCUGUGGCUCCUCCCACACCCCGGGUCAGCCUGCUGCUUUCCUCCCAUUGGCUGGUGUGGUCACCUAGUGGGAAACGGAUUUGUUUUGUAAAUAUAAUUUCAGUGUGUAUUUAAAUUUUGUUUUUUCCAAUUUAAUUUUUUUUAAAUUUUAUUUUAGCAGACCUUUGUUAAAUUCAGGAAUUGAUUUGUGCUAAAAGGACAGCCUUUUGGAACAAGUUAAAUAUUUUUGUUUUUUAUAUAUUUUUUUUUUUCUCCAUACAAAAUGUAUGCCUUUCCUCCAUGGCUAGCUUGCCCUGUUUUUUUAAUUUAUUUUUUUUAUCUUGUUCAUGCGACUCUGGACUUGAGUUAACCUGGAAAUCUGCAUUCCCUGUAGAAUAUGGCUUCCUGUCAGGUGUGUAGAGUUUGAUUUUUGAUUGGUUGGGAGCAGCGUGGUGUUAGACUUUUUCUGUGUUUCUCUUCCUCACCUUCUCACAAGUUUAUAAUUUUGCUACCCCUUCAUUCCCACUCCUCACCUCAGUCGUGGCCUAACCCCACCCCCUGCAUUCUCCUCUUCUAGUGCUGUGGGGGGGCGGGUGUGUGGCCUGGCUUUUGUUCUCUUAUUUCUCCGUCUCCCUGCAGUUUGAUAUUCUCUGUUCUCACUGUUCUCCCCGAGCGUUUCUUUUUGUGUGUGUGUGUGUUCUGAAUGUGUUUAAAUGCGGUGGUGGAAACGCGCCAUCUUCACCAUCACGGUGCAGUGCAGAGGCGUGGAGCCCCCGUUUGUCAGUUAGCCAUUUUUUCCCCCCCCUCCUCACAACACCACUGGAGUCUAACACUACCCCUGCUGAGAUCCUGUUCCCCUCCCGGCCAGUAGAGGGAGAUGUUUUCCCCCUGCAGGGCAGUAGAGGGAGAUGUUUCUAAACCGUAGGCGUUGGCCUGCAUUGAGCUUUUGGGGGGAGGGGGGGGAGGGGGUGGAGCUGGCCUUGUGAGAGUCCUGUGUGAUUGGCUGUAGGCUGGUGUAAUGUGCUGGUGGUUAGAGCGCAGUGUGGGGCAGCCCACUUCCUGCGAGUCUUUAGGUUUAUCAGAUCCAGCUCCUCUGGCCUUCGCUUGGACUUCUGUAAUUGUGGAACAGCGAUGCUGUUAGUCGGCGUGUGCUGUGUUGAUCCUGUUCCAUUGGGCGGCGAUUAGAACGGUAGCCCCAGUUUGUCAGUGAUUGCUGCCAGUCUCAGCUGGCAGUGGCUUUUGUGGAAAUGUGAUUGGUCAGUGAUAGUAUUAGUCUCAGGUCUGGUAUAGCCUUAAUCUGCAGGUGCAUUAUGAUUGUGAAAACGCAUUACCUCUGACAUUUACUGCUAGUCAUUACUUGACCCGUGUAAGCCUGUGCCUUUUUUUCUAUGUAAUCCAAUUUGCUAUUAACAGACUUAAAUGCUUACUGUUUUUUUUUGCCGUGUACAUAUUGAGGUUACAGUGAUGUUUGAAGUCAUCGUUUCAUUUAGGACUGUGUGUGUGUGUGUGGUCAUUGUUUCAUUUACAACUGUGUGUGUGUGUGUUCUCUCGACUGAGUGAUUAUAAUCCGAAAGUGAAGUUUUCUGUGUUGUGGUUGAUGACUUGUACUUCGUAUGGAGCAAGACGGGCAGAUGUCUUUGGCCUGAACUAUGCUGUGUCACAAUCUGUACUGCUAUACUCGCCACUUUUUUUUUUUUUUUUUUUGUGGAAGGUUUUUGAACGA